UAAGGUUCUCCUUUCUCCAUGCGAGAUUGUCUCUGUCGACUUUCUUCCUCUAAAGCAGCUUCCGCACGACUUUUUGCAUUUAUAUAAGCAAGUUUUCUUCCAUCUGCACCCAGUUGUCUUCAGCAUGGCAGAACAGAACCACUCUCCUAGAAAGGAACUUCAGCACAGGACACGAGCAGAGUCUCCAGGAAAGAAAAGCUGGCAUUCCCAGGCCUAUGCCCUUGGGGCCAUUUCCAACUUUAUGUCUACUUUUCUGACCUUCCCUAUCUAUAAGGUUGUGUUCCGUCAACAGAUACAUGCUAUGGUGGUGUCAGAGGCUGUGCGACAGCUUUGGCAUGAAGGCCCUCAAUACUUCUACCGGGGAAUAUACCCACCUCUUCUCUCCAAGACAUUGCAAGGGACUCUACUGUUUGGGACUUAUGAUAGCCUGCUGUGUUCUCUCUCCCCUAUUGGGCCACACUCACUGGGACACCGCUGGACUGCAGGGCUCAUGUCUGGUGUGGUGGAGGCUGUGGCACUGAGCCCCUUUGAAAGGGUGCAAAAUGUGCUCCAGGAUGGUCGCAAGCAAGCUCGCUUCCCCAGCACCUUCAGCAUUCUCAAGGAAUUCAACUCUUAUGGGCUUUGGGGGCGGCUGUCACUGGGAUACUAUCGUGGUUUCUGGCCUGUCCUUCUCAGGAACAGCCUAGGGAGUGCUCUGUAUUUUUCCUUCAAAGACCCCAUCCAGGAUGGCUUGGCAGAGCAAGGCCUGCCCCAUUGGGUUCCUGCCUUAGUGUCUGGGAGUGUCAAUGGAACAAUCACCUGCCUAGUUCUGUAUCCUUUGAUUGUGCUAGUGGCCAAUAUGCAGUCCCAUAUUGGCUGGCAAAGAAUGCCAAGCCUAUGGGCCUCUGCCCAGGACGUGUGGGACACUCGGGGCCGAAAGGUGUUCCUCAUCUACCGUGGCGGCUCCCUGGUCAUCCUAAGGUCCAGCGUGACAUGGGGCCUCACUACUGCUAUCCAUGACUUCCUGCAGAGGAGAUAUCAUUCCAGGAAAGAGCUGAAAGACUAACUGUAGAAAGUGUGGCCAUGGCAACUUUGUUAUCCUAAGCCUUCCCAGUUGGUCUAAAUAGCUUACAUCUUUGGCUUGGUUACCUAAUGCAACAACUGUUUAGCAUCUUUGAACUGUGAGUGCAUGGGAGAAGUUGUCAACCACCAGCCUGUUGGGCAAAGACAAAGCCCAACAGGGUUCCUUGGCCAGAAAAAAGAAAGUCACCCCAGUCCAUCCACAGCUUCAACAGCCUCAGACCCAGGAGGCCCUUAAAAAAGCUUGUGACCCAGGUGAAAUGUCAUUCCUUUAAAUAAUUC
Molecule: messenger RNA, 1341 nt
Organism: Herpailurus yagouaroundi (jaguarundi)
Lineage: Eukaryota; Metazoa; Chordata; Mammalia; Carnivora; Felidae
Gene: SLC25A53
Product: solute carrier family 25 member 53
Exons: 2
Coding region: 125-1045 (306 amino acids)
Cellular component (GO): mitochondrion
Molecular function (GO): NAD transmembrane transporter activity
Source: RefSeq, a predicted model, not a curated record